Molecule: messenger RNA, 243 nt
Organism: Knipowitschia caucasica
Lineage: Eukaryota; Metazoa; Chordata; Actinopteri; Gobiiformes; Gobiidae
Source: the annotation of a GenBank genome assembly
AUGUUCCAGCUCUAUUCUCCUCUGUGCACAUGGAUCCCCGGGCGCCGCAUCCAUUCACACCGGUCUAUCCUGGGCAUCCAGCUCCACGCGGCAAGAAUCGAUCUGUGGCUAGCCCCCCACACCAGGAUGGUCACGGCUCUGGCAACCGGAGACAGCAUGGUCCCCAUCACAAGCAGACUGCCCACUGUCCCGGGAACUCAGCCACUGACCUUCAAACGACAGACUCUGGUGCUCUGGGAGUAA